AUGAGCGACGCUAAUGACAUCAGAGCCAAGAGGCUUGCCAGACUAGCGGCCCUUUCGGGCUCAUCGACACCCGAGAAGGUUAUUAAAAAGGAUCCACCAAAACCGGUUUCGUCAGUUCCGCAAGCCGUUUCGCCAGCUCCACAAGUUGUUUUGCCAACUCCGCAAACCGUUUCGCAAACCGCCACCCAAACGAUGAUGGCCUCGUCAGACGUAUUCAACCUCUGGGCGUGCAGCGAAAUCGAACACGUUCUCCACGUCACCCUUACUGAGGACAAACCCGGCUUGCUCUACCUCCCCGCAACCCACGCGGACCUCACCGAAGACAAUGAAACCCUCUCUGCCGAACAUAUCGAGCGCAUCUUCAUGGAGGCACUCGUGGAACACGGCGUCGCGAACCCAUUCGCGUACCUCCGGGCGUGCUGGACAUCUGCGGCGCAGUCGCGGCGUCUUGUCUCUGCGCGUGAUGUCUUGCGUGCGCGUAAGCUCGCGUUCUUGGACGAGAUCCUGCGCCUUGCGCCGUCGUACGGGCUCAUCUGCUUCCAGAUCCCUGACAUGUUCUUGAACAACACCCCCGACGCCACUGUCGCUGCGUUGAUUGCCAACAUUGCCGACUACACGGACUUUCUCAUGGAAACCGUCGCCAAAGCUGUUGAAAACGACUUCUUGCUCGACUUCUUAAACAUUGUGGUGCCACGCUUGUCCGCAGUGCUCCUCCAGAUCGACCUCAAUGACCAGCGUUACGGCAGUAUCCUCACGAUCUUUCAGGUCUUGGUCUCGUCCAAGGCCGUUGCCGCAGUCUUUACCGACAUUGACAAUUUCCACCCUGAGGGGUUGGCCGCGCCCGAGUUUGAAACAAAAACGAUUCUCGGCCCGCUCUUGCGCUUAUCGCCGCUCCAGCCAUCGGUAUCGGCUGCGUCAUAUGCGGGCUCUCUCGAAAAGUCGCCGGGCGAGCUCAAGGCCAUCACCGAGGGCCUACAGUCCGAGUACAACACGCUUGUGUCGCGGCUUUUCAACAUCUGCGACCGAAUCGUGCGCGGGUCGCCGCGUGCGCGGCGCGCGUUGGUGCGCUACUUCGCGGCGUUGGCCAACGCGAACCACUUACGGCGCGGCGAGCGCGCGGACCGUGCGCGGGUCGCGGGCGACGGCAUCAUGUGCAACGUGCUGUUGAUCCUCGUGCUUUUGUCACAGCCGUUCCUCGACACGUCGCUUCAGAAGCUCGACAAAAUUGACAUUGACUUCUUCCUGAAGUCCGUGGUCCUUGACAUCCGCGAGGAAACGCGCAUCAACGCGACCAUCAAGGAGGCCGCGGUGUACGACGCGACCGUGGAUACCGACGCGAACUUUAUUUCGGAGUGUUUCUUCUUGACGCUCGCCUUCUUGCACUACGGUAUUGGCGGCUGCUACACACUCGAGGAUCGCUUAAAGGCUGGGAUCAAGCAGAUUGGCGCCCAGGUCGCAAAGUUGGAAGGCAUGGCGAAGGACCCACGCCAGCUGGUUAUGAAAGCGGUGAUCGAGACCCAGUUAGAGCGACUCAGAACCGAGAGACAGCGGCUCAAGUCGCAGAUCGACGCGUUGGUCUGCUUCUUUACGAACGCGCCGCAGCAGGAGAACAUCUUCGACUUUAUCGCGGGUGCAUGUGCGUUCAUGGUACGCGCGGUGGACCCUGUGCGGGCGCAUCCUGCGCGGCGCCUCGCGCUCCCGUUCCACGCGGACAACCUCAAGAUCCGCGACGACCAGGACCGUUUGCGGGAGCUCGCGCCGACGCCUUGGCGGUUCUACCCCGAGUUCCUCAUUGAGGGCAUCGUCAACUACUGUGCGCAUGUCGUCAAGUACACGCGUAACCCGCUCGUCGGCCAUACGCGUCUCCCCGCUCUCGUCGAGUUCGCGGUGGUGAUGCUUCGGUGCCCCGAGCUCGUGGGGAACCCACACUUGAAGGGCAAGUUGGUGGAGGUGUUAUUCUUUGGGGCCUUGCCGUCGCAGGACGGGUACCCUGGGUUUAUGGCCGCGGUAUUCGAGACGAACGCGCUCGUGCGUGCGCAUGUGUUGUACGCGAUCCUCGACUUUUACGUCGCGGUCGAGAAGACCGGUGCGUCGUCGCAGUUUUACGAUAAAUUCAACGCGCGCUACCACAUUUCGAUGAUCCUUGAGCAGUUGUGGAAGACGCCACUCUACCGCGAGCAGUUGCGCGAGUACUCGCGUGCGGAUGUGGAGUUCUUUGUGCGCUUCGUCGCGCGCAUGUUGAACGACACCACGUAUCUCUUGGAUGAGGCCUACGGGGAUUUAUCUGAGAUCCACAAUUUGCAAAGCGAGCUUGCCAGGAGGGCGAACUCCCAGUCGGCCCUGGCGAACCCUCCCAUGGAGGGGACUGAUGACGAGCUCAACGAGAGGCUCGACUCCGUGGAGCGCCAGAGCAAAAACUACGUCCAGCUCUCCAACAAAACGUUGGAGUUGUUCAAACUUUUCACGUCCGAAGUUCCACGCGCGUUUGUUUUGCCUGAAAUCGUCGACCGUUUGGCUGGGAUGUUGGACUACAACUUGGCCGCGCUCGUGGGCCCCAAGUGCCGUGACUUGAAGGUGGCCAAUCCUGAGAAAUACGCGUUCGACCCAAAGCAGUUGUUGGGCCACUUUGCGCAGGUGUACAUCAACUUGAGCGGCGAGGAGGAGUUCGUGCUUGCGGUCGCGCGCGAUGGGCGCUCGUUUGCGCGUGCUUUGUUUGCGCGCGCGGAAGAGAUUUUGGCGCGCUACCACAUCCUCCCUGCGGAUGCGGUCACCGCGCUUGGCAGCUUUGCCGCGCGCGCGGAUGCACAGAAGCGUGCGGACGAUGACGAAGAACUUGAGUUAGGUGACGUUCCGGACGAGUUCCUCGACCCGUUAAUGUACACGCUCAUGUCCGACCCCGUGAUCUUACCCGGAUCGAAGAUCAGUAUUGACCGCUCCACGAUCAAGUCGCAUUUGUUAAGUGACGCGACCGAUCCGUUCAACCGUAUGCCGUUGAAGUUGGAGGAUGUUGAGGACGACGUGGAGUUGCGCGCGCGCAUUGCCGCUUGGAAGUACGAGAUGAAGAAGGAUGUUUUGAUGGAGCGAUAA
Molecule: messenger RNA, 3087 nt
Organism: Babjeviella inositovora NRRL Y-12698
Lineage: Eukaryota; Fungi; Ascomycota; Pichiomycetes; Serinales
Product: ubiquitin-ubiquitin ligase
Exons: 2
Coding region: 1-3087 (1028 amino acids)
Biological process (GO): protein polyubiquitination
Cellular component (GO): ubiquitin ligase complex; cytoplasm; nucleus
Molecular function (GO): ubiquitin-ubiquitin ligase activity
Source: RefSeq, a predicted model, not a curated record